Sardina pilchardus (European sardine) is the source of this 2451-nucleotide messenger RNA. It is a transcript of the gene dedd2, whose product is annotated as death effector domain-containing 1. The record is from RefSeq and is a predicted model, not a curated record. Lineage: Eukaryota; Metazoa; Chordata; Actinopteri; Clupeiformes; Clupeidae. Gene Ontology annotation, molecular function: protein binding; DNA binding. Gene Ontology annotation, cellular component: nucleolus. Gene Ontology annotation, biological process: apoptotic process; regulation of apoptotic process; extrinsic apoptotic signaling pathway via death domain receptors. The transcript has 8 exons. The coding region runs from base 333 to 1484 and encodes 383 amino acids.
GUGUGCCACGGUCCAGUCUAGUCAAGGCCAAGUAGGUAGUAGGUUAUGGCUCAUCGAGUUUAAGUCCCUAAAUGCAAUUGAUUUGAGGGUCUGGCUCGGUAUUCUGACAUGUUGGCUUAAAAAUACGAAAACGACAACAGAAUGAGUGUUUUUGUAUAUGUACACGAAAUAAAAAAGAAAAACUAAAAACGAGCAUCCACAGUGGUUUUGCGCCCUGAAAGUUGCUUGCUACCUGAGUGAGUGAGACGCUAACAGUCAAGUUUUGGCCUCUUAAUCACUGUCAGGAACUUCAAUAUUGGAGGAGGAGUAAGUUUGACUGGGUAUCCAUCACCAUGGCUACAUGUCGCCAUCCCUGGAUGAGCCCGUGGGAGGAGACUGAAUGUUUCACGUACUACGACAUGCUCACUCCUCACGAGAUCUACGAGGUGGUGGGCUCUCAGCUGACGGAGGCAGACGUGGAGGUGCUGUCGUAUAUCCUGGACGAGAUGUACCCCAACGAGCACCCCCUGGACCCCGAGCAGUGGACGGAGAUGGCCAGGGCGCGCGACUCCGGGCUGCUGGAGGUGGUGGCGCCGGCGGACCCGCGGCUGGUGAGAGCUUGGCGGCGGGCGCGGGGGGGUCCCCGGGCGCGGGGUGGGGUGGGGGCGGCGUGUGCGUGUGCGUGUUCGGAGGUGGCGCGGCACCGGCCCAAGUGCGGCGUGGAGCUGCUGCUGGAGCUGGAGAGGCGGGGCCACCUGAGCGAGGGCAACCUGGAGCCCCUCCUACAGCUGCUGCGCGUCCUCACACGCCACGACCUGCUGCCCUUCGUCUCACGCAAGAAGAGGAGAACAGUGUCGCCAGAGCGGGACUACCCAGUCCCCAUGGAAACGGCCGCCAUGGAGAGGACCUCAGAGGAGACUGCCAGCUGCAGCCACACCGGCCCACCGAGCGACUGCUCCUCGGAGCUCUGGAGGGAAGGAGUUGACCCUGUGCGAGCGGCAGCUCCCCCGCGGCGUAAGCGGGGCAAAGGUCGCCAGUGGACGCGCAGGAAAGGCCCCAAACCCCAGGAGUGUCCACCGCCACCGCCGCCGCCGCCCGUCCCCAACAAAGUCACCUGUGAUAUCCGUCUGCGUGUGCGUCCCGAGUAUUCCGAGCAGGAGUCCGUCCUGCGUGCGUCGGUCUCGUCCACUAAGCGGGAGCCGUUGGCACGGCAACUGGACCUGUUUGGCCGUGCCAACGCCAUGCUGCGGGCGCGGGACCUCGGCUCCAUCAACUGCGACAUCAAGUUCUCCGAGGUGGCUAAGCUGGAUGCGUUCUGGGCGGACUACCUGAGUGGGGCUCUGACGGAGGCGCUGAAGGACGUGUUCCUGACGGACGCGCUGCGGAGAGCCGCUGGUCAUCACCGCCUGCAGCUAUUGGUCAGCGUGGACCAGGACGACUACGAGCACGGCCGCCGCGUUCUCAUGGAGCAGUUCCCAGCUCGAGGAGACGAAGCUCACUGGUGACGACACACACUGCGGGAGGAACGUUUAUUUCUGACCUCUGACCUCUUCCAUUGGUACCAUGGUGACGAUGAUGAUGAUGACGAGAUGCUGCAUCAUGUCAGACUACACCGGAGGCCAAACUGCUGUGUGUGUGUGUGUGUGUGUGUGUGUGUGUGUGUGUGUGUGUGUGUGUGUGUGUGUGUGUGGAUGCAUGCUGAGAGGCUGCAUCAUGUCAGACUACACCAAAAGGCCAAACUGUGUGUGUGUGACUGGAUUUGGGGGUGGGGGGUGGGGGGGCGCACACACACACACACGCAUGCCCUCACCCACAUGCCAAAAAUGAUCACACACUCAUGCACACAAACACAUGUGACACAGGGAUUCAUGCUGAUUUGUUAUCCUUGAACUGUUUGGAGUGUGUGUGUGUGUGUGUGUGUGUGUGUGUGUGUGUGUAUGUGUGUGUGUGUGUGUGUGUGUGUGUGGGCUGUGUGGUGAAACUACUGCAAAACUUCCACCAGAUGAAGUCAUUAACUGGAAGCAGGGCCAAGGGCCACUGGUGUGUGUGUGUGUGUGUGUAUGUGUGUGUGUCUGGUGUGUGUGUGUGUGUGUGUGUGUGUGUGUGUGUGUGUGUGUGUGUGUGUGUGUGUCCUGUAAUGGGGUAGGGCACUGGAAGAAACGUUGUUGUUCUGGUACAGCAGCUGUGUGUUGUGAUUGGGGGACGUGAGGUCCUUUGUGUUUGAGUUGGGAAUAACCGCCUUCGUCUCUGAGUGUGUGCUCAGUACUGCCCCCUGGAGGAGGGGCGCACCUCUCGCCUUCACGGUGCAUUUCAACAGGAAAGAGUGAUUGAAGGAGGAUAGAUGUCUUUGUUCUGGAAGUAUAGAGGUUACAUCUUUUGUCAUCCCUUUUGUUGUACUUAAUUAAAUCUUAAUUAAAUAUGUUUGUGUAUGUUUAAAAUCGUUUCAGAUAAAGGAAGUCUUUAUCAGCCAAA